This is a messenger RNA of Ostrinia furnacalis (Asian corn borer), 241 nucleotides long. Its product is annotated as cytoplasmic protein NCK2-like. Gene Ontology annotation, molecular function: signaling adaptor activity; receptor tyrosine kinase binding. The annotation marks the transcript as partial. Gene Ontology annotation, biological process: ephrin receptor signaling pathway; cell migration. The record is from RefSeq and is a predicted model, not a curated record. The transcript is spliced from 2 exons. Gene Ontology annotation, cellular component: cytoplasm. Lineage: Eukaryota; Metazoa; Arthropoda; Insecta; Lepidoptera; Crambidae.
CGAGGCGGGCGGCGGCGGCGCGCCGGGCGCGGGCGCUCCGCUGGGCACGCGCGCGUGGUACUACGGCGCCAUCACGCGCACGCACUGCGACGCGCUGCUCAACCAGCACGGACACGACGGGGACUUCCUCAUCCGCGACUCGGAGACCAACGUGGGUGAUUACUCGGUGUCUCUGAAAGCACCGGGUCGCAACAAACAUUUCCGCGUGCACGUCGAAGGCAGCCUCUACUGCAUCGGCCAG